This is a messenger RNA of Alternaria arborescens, 5328 nucleotides long. RefSeq names its product ATP-dependent DNA helicase hus2/rqh1. Gene Ontology annotation, biological process: DNA replication; double-strand break repair via homologous recombination. Gene Ontology annotation, molecular function: nucleic acid binding; four-way junction helicase activity; 3'-5' DNA helicase activity. The record is from RefSeq and is a predicted model, not a curated record. Gene Ontology annotation, cellular component: chromosome; nucleus; cytoplasm. Lineage: Eukaryota; Fungi; Ascomycota; Dothideomycetes; Pleosporales; Pleosporaceae. Bases 1 to 5328 code for a protein of 1775 amino acids. The transcript has 2 exons.
AUGCCUCGGAACAAUCUUAGCAAACAUCUCAAGUGGUUGAUCGCCGAGAAGCCUUUCAUUCCGCCCGCGAUUUCGCCUGUUGUAUACGAUCCCGACGCAGUUCCGACGAGUUCAGCGACAACUCCACAUCAGAACUCUUCAUUUUUGGACGAAGACAUAGAAUACAAUGAGCCUGAACCUGCCUCCGCGCCACCGCCCCCACCAGCACUGCCAGUCGCACGACCCGCUCCACCCCACGCUCUCGCUCGAACAAGAACCAUCGACAUACACAAUCCGCCAGAGGCGGAAGACGUGGCCUCAGAUAUGGCAAGACUGAGAAACACACCAGCCAGUGGAAAGCCUAGACUGAUUAUAGCGGGGCUGCCUGAAUAUGCUUCCUCUUCGAACCCAACCAGCAGAGAGCGGAGGGAGCCUAGCGAUGCAGGAGGUUCCAGGAGUAAUCUGCAGGACUCCUCGGCGAGUGUGAGGAAGCUUACUGGCUCCACCGUGGAAAACACUCCCGCUUCUCAACACGUCGCUGCGAGGACGAAGUACCGCGAGCCAAUUGAUGUCGAUUCAAUCGACCUCACCGGAGACGAUGCGGGCUGCUCUUCGCCGAUUCCAAUGCGCACGCAAAAGAGCAGAAAGCGGAAGAGCGACGAGUAUGAAGCGGACCUCCGUCACACCAAGUCCCCCAGGCCUGUUCGGAAGGCGCCCGCGCUCAGUCCAGAGCCUGACGACGACGACGACGACGACGAUGACUUCCCGGACAUCGAUGAUAUGGUCAUGGCUCCGGAUAGCCCUCCCCCACCUUACUCGGCCAUUGUAGAUGGUGCAGGUAGACAAUCAAAGCAUAUUGCAACAGCUGAAGAUGACGAUAUGGAGGCCAUGUUACAACUGGAAGAAGAGGAGCGACAGAUGGCAGCUGCAGAAAAUGCGACAUCCUCACAGGCCCGUAAGCGCAAGUCACUGAGCCGCGUCCCCUCUGAGAUUGCACCCGCUCGAAAGAUAGGGAGGCAAACACGUAGCCCUUCGCCCCGAAAGAACAAUCCUGUCACGAUCGAGAGCACAACUGGAAAGAAUGGAGUUUCGCACACAUCUGGCACUAAGAGAGUUGGGCAUGCAGUUCUGGACUCCGAGGACGAUGAAUUCGGCGCACUGGACGAGAUGGAUUUCGACACACAGUCUCGGACCAAAUCACCUAUCCCAACGAUGAAGAGAGUGCGUGAAAAGACACCAAUGGCUGGCCCUGGCAGAGUUGCGAGUCAGACCCAGCUUCCUAUACGGUCGCCUUCGAAGACCAUACGAAGCCCAAGCCCAUAUCAGCCGGAAGAGAUUUCCAUACCUACCCCAGCAAAGUCUCAGUCCCCCAAAAAGAUUGCUGAGUCUGCUCUUGUACCCGACAAACGCAUACCGAGCUCUUCUGAACUGUCCAAAGAAAAGAGAGAUGCUAUCAAAGAAUCGAUUGAAACCUUUCUGAGUACUGAAGGUCAAAGAUUGCAAAAGCACCUCAAGGCUGCAAGCUCAGCAUGGGACAGCGCACGGGCUGCAUUCGUUGCACAUCUGUCCGAAUUUGGCAAGCCUGAUCCUAGCGAACAGGAAAGGAUGGAACGCGCUCGCUCGCGAAAGGACGCAGUAGAGCAAUUGAUCUCGUUGAAAACCAAACAGGAUGAACUUACGAGACAACGUCAGAGGGUUAAGCAGAAGCUAGAGGAUGACUUGAACAUCGGUCAAUUUGACGCAGCGGAUGGUGAAACCCUCAGCAGACUGUUCAAGAUAAACGAGGACAUACAGAUCCAGAUGUUCUACUUGUUGGAUUUAGCGGCCAUCAAGCAGCAGUCAACGCCUCUUGUCAAAACAGAGUCGAAAAACAACCGCAACGUGGUCAUACAAUCAACUCAAGCAAGUCCGGCCCGACCGCCUCCUAAGGCUUCCAGGGAUAUAGGGUCGAAUCGGAUUCCACAGACACAGUAUACUAAGCCAAGUGAGAUUGGCGCUCAGGAAGUGUGGACGCCUCCCCGGCGUAUUCGUUUCGCUGAAGAGCAAGUAGCCGCGUCUCCGCUACCGCCACUGAAUCUAGGGUCUCGUGCCUAUGCAGACGACAGUGCAUCAGGAAAGCAAAAAGGCAAGUCAAGAGAGCGAUCUCAUCGGGUACCCGAGACACCAGAGCGCAGACGAUCCCCAAAGAAACCAAGACCGGCGGCUCCGCAGCGUACACCGGAUGAGUUUGGUGAGCUUGAUUUUGAAGAAGACGGAAGCUUGUUCGGCAAUAACAUGGGCGAGCCCCACCAGCCUAUUGAGAUAAACGACGAUGAUGAUUUUGGCGAAGAUUUUGGACCCGACGACGAUGACGACUUCCUUCAUGAGAUUACCAAUAUCGAGAACCAGGCGCCAAGUGGGUUUGAUUGGAAAGGCGAGCGUGCAGAAAGUCGCGUAUCAACAAAAUCUCGCCAGGUGUUCCGCGAAACUUCUACCAACCAAGUCCAAUCUAAACCAAAUCAGCAGGCUUCACCGAAGAAGCAGCAGCUAAACAUGCCUGCCAAAAACCACCCUGGAAUGAACUUCCCCUGGUCGCAAGAUCUCAGGACUGCCCUUAUUCGUCGUUUCGGCCUGCGAGGAUUUCGCCCAGGACAGCUGGAAGCUAUCAACACUACACUCUCGGGCGAACACUGCUUCGUGCUCAUGCCUACGGGAGGUGGCAAAUCGCUCUGCUACCAACUUCCAUCAGUGAUCGCUUCAGGCAAGACACGGGGAGUUACUAUCGUAGUAUCUCCACUCUUGAGUUUGAUGGAGGAUCAGGUGACGGCUUGCAAACAACGCUUCGGGAUGCAAGCGUUUCUGAUCAACGGAGAGUCUACCGCAGCACAAAAGAGCAUGAUUAUGGAUGGGUUACGCCAGCGGGAUCCCCAACAGUUCAUACAAAUCCUCUAUCUAACUCCUGAAAUGCUUAGCAAGAACCAGAGAAUGAUCAGUGCCUUCCAGCAACUGCAUUCUGGAGGGAACCUUGCCCGUAUCGUCAUCGAUGAAGCACAUUGUGUUAGUCAAUGGGGCCAUGAUUUCCGACCAGAUUACAAGGCACUUGGAGACGUUGUCCGCCAAUUUCCCGGAGUACCUGUCAUUGCCCUGACUGCAACUGCGACCCAACUCGUUCGUACUGAUGUAGUGGCCAACCUCGGCAUUCAGGGCUGCCGUCAAUUUUCUCAGAGUUUUAACCGCCCUAAUUUGUCCUACGAAGUUGUGCCGAAAGUCAAGGGUGUCAUCAACAGUAUUGCGGAUCUGAUUAAAGAGAGGUACAUUGGCAAAUCUGGAAUCAUCUAUUGUCUGUCGCGGAAGAGUUGUGAGCAAGUGGCCCAAAAGUUGUCCGAGGCAGGCAUCCGUGCCUAUCAUUACCACGCGGGAAUGGAUUCCGCUGACCGCUCCGAGGUUCAACGCAAAUGGCAAAAGAACGAGUACCACGUCAUUGUGGCUACCAUCGCCUUCGGCAUGGGCAUCGAUAAAGCUGACGUACGAUACGUUAUUCACCACUCGCUCCCUAAAAGUUUAGAGGGCUACUACCAAGAAACUGGACGAGCUGGGCGUGACGGCAAACGUUCAGAGUGCUACUUGUAUUAUCAGUAUGCCGACUCAAGGAUAUUACACAAAAUGAUUCAAGAAGGUGAAGGAAGUUGGGAGCAGAAGCAGCGACUGACUGAUAUGCUACGGACCGUCAUCCAGUACUGCGAGAACAAAGCCGACUGUCGACGCGCUCAAGUACUCGGAUACUUUAGUGAAGCAUUCGAUGCCUCGAAGUGCAAUUCAACAUGCGACAAUUGUCGUUCGGAUGCCACAUUCGUCACAAAAGAUCUUACAGAGUAUGCUGCCAUGGCCAUCAAGCUCGUAAGUCAAGUGCACGAGGACAACGUAACGAUGCAUCAGUGCGUAGAUGCUUUCCGUGGCGCUGGCAGUGCUAAAAUUAAGCGCUCGGGAUUGGAAGAAUACGGCUGGGGCUACGGCAAGGAUCUGGAACGAGGUGAUAACGAACGCAUCUUUCAGCAUUUGCUUGACGCGGGGGCUUUCAAGGAAAGAAGCAAGGUGAACAAAGUUGGCUUUGCCACCAACUACCUACACCCUGCUUCGACACGCAAUGACUAUGAAAGCAAACGAAAGCAAUUGAAGUUACAAGUACGUUCUACACCACAAAAGGCACGCGCAAAAGCACCCGCAGCCAAGAAAACGAAGAAGCAGCAGACCCAGUUUCCGUCGACCAACGUCGACUCUCCUGUACGCGCGCCCAAGCAAAAGAUUCGAUCGUUUGCUUAUAACGAGGAGGAAGAUGAUGACGAUGACGACUUUGAUAUUCCUCGGCAUCCUACGCGCAACAAGACUACGCGUGGUUACCAGACUGAUGAUUUUGUUGUCGACGACGACGACUACUUUGCGCCAAUACGUGUUGCCAAGCCAUCGAAGGCCACGAAGGGAAAGGGGGUUGGAGCUCCGAUUACUGCAGAUCAACGAACUGCAGAACUUACAGACCUACAAAGAGAAGUCUUGGACGAUUUCAUGAAUGGAGCCAGGAAGAUGAGAACGACCUUGCAAGAGAGGAAAGGCCACCGCGAAGCCAUCUUCACAGACACUGUACUUCGUGAGAUGGGUCUUGACUUGCCCAUGAGUCUGGAUGAGAUGAAGACCAUCCCUGGUAUUAGGCCCGAAAUGGUGGAUCUCUAUGGCAAGCAAUUCUUGACCCUGAUCAACAACAGUAGGGAAUUCUAUGGAGAUGACACACCAGUGCCUAGGAACCCGCAACUUCGCAACCGUCGACCUCAACAAUCACGGAUCAUCCACGAGAUUGACGAUGAUGACGAGGAAGUUGACGACCAGAAUCAUCGGCUUGUUGUGGAUCUGUGUAGCGAAGACGAAGGCCCGAUGCCUGUUGCACACGAGUCUGAGGAGGAGUCCUUCUACGGCGAUUUUGGUGAGGAGGAUGAUGAUGAUGACGACGAUGACGGCGCGGUCCACACAAGUCAUCACUUUAGCCAGUUUCAGAACCAAGACGUUGCAGACUUUAACAACCGAUAUACACAACUCGGUGGCGGCCCGGCUCCCUCUACUAAAGCGGCCAAGGCACCAGCAGCAAGAGGUGGAUCUAAAGCUUAUGGAUCUGGGUACAAGAAGAAGGGUUCGUCACGCAAGAGGGCUUCUGGUAGCUUUAACAAGAGUUUCGGUGGCGUGAAGAAGCGAGCCUCGAAGAGUGGCGGUAGCAGAGCUUCAGGAGGCGCAACAACGACCAGCAGGCCUUCUGGUCGUGGUGGCAGAAGUGGAGGGUCAGGGGCUGGAACUGGAUGGUCGGGUGUCAUGGCAAUGCCCACUUAG